CAUAAUAUAAUCCAAUCAGAGCUCGAAACGGAGCUCACCCCGGAAGUGCUGACACGAGAGCUACGUCCCCACGUCGGCUCGGAGUGAAUGACACAUUAAAACAUCACAAAUGGCCUCCAGGGACGCGUUUAAAGUGUCCUCCCUGAAGGGAAAGGUGUGCCUGAUCACAGGUGCCAGCUCCGGCAUCGGUGCAGGUACGUCUGUCCUGUUCGCUAAGAUGGGCGCGGAGCUCGCGCUCAAUGGCAGAGACCUGGAAAGUCUGAAGAAAGUCGCCAAGGAUUGUGCCGAAUGUGGCGCUGGAGCUGAGCCCCUGCUGGUGCCAGGCGACCUGACUGACGAGUACACGGUGAAGAGAACAGUGGAGGACGUUAUCGCACGUUUCGGCCGACUGGAUGUCCUGGUGAACAGCGCCGGUGUCUUGGCCAUGGGUGGCAUCGAGACCUCGGACUUGGCGACGUACGACAGGGUCAUGAACAUCAACGUCAGAUCCGUGUACCACCUGACUCAACUCUGUGUGCCUCACCUGAUCAAAACCAAAGGCUCCAUCGUCAACGUAUCCAGCGUCAACGGACAGAGAUCGUUCCCAGGUGUGCUGGCCUACUGCAUGUCCAAGUCCGCCAUUGACCAGUUCACACGCUGCGUGGCUUUGGAACUGGCAUCCAAGCAAGUUCGAGUGAACUCUGUGUGUCCUGGUGUGAUUGUCACAGACGUCCACAAAAGAGCGGGACUGAAUGAAGAUCAGUAUGCUCAGUUUCUUGAGAAGUCCAAGCAGACGCACGCCAUGGGCCGGCCUGGCCAGGUGGACGAGGUGGCUCACAGCAUCGCCUUCCUGGCAUCGGACGCUGCCAGUUUCAUCACCGGAGUCAACCUCCCCAUCGACGGGGGACGCCAUGCUAUGUGCCCGCGAUGACCUUAACGGUACUAAUCGUAAUAAAGCACAUGCCAGAUGUCAUGUUCAUGU
Molecule: messenger RNA, 961 nt
Organism: Entelurus aequoreus (snake pipefish)
Lineage: Eukaryota; Metazoa; Chordata; Actinopteri; Syngnathiformes; Syngnathidae
Exons: 8
Coding region: 110-910 (266 amino acids)
Molecular function (GO): oxidoreductase activity
Source: RefSeq, a predicted model, not a curated record